AUGCUUAUUAUUGGUGAUACCUCUAUUGAUGAUAAUAAUAAUAAUGAAACUUAUGUUAAACUUGAAAAAAUAACAAAUCAAACAGAUGAAGAUACAAAAAAGAAGAUCAACAUCAUAAAAGAACCGCUAAGCAACCUAAAAGAAGAACUUGCAAGUAUAAUUAUAGAAUAUAAAAUAGGUCAAAUGGUGGAUCGAAUGCGUGAAAUAAAUGAAGCACUGAAGUAUCAGCAGAAACAAGAGAUAAUUAAGGAAUUAGAGAAACUAAUAAGUGUAGAUAAUCUAACGAAUGAAUUAAAAAGACUAGAGUCAGAAAAUGAAGAUCUAACGAAUAAAUUAAAAAGAAAUAAGACAGCAAUACCUUUUUAUGUUACAGUUCACAAACUUUUAACAUGUAUGAUUCCAAGACUAAAGUCAAAAAAUAAAGAUAUGACAAAUGAACUACAAAUGAUCAAAAAAGAACUAGAGGAAAAUGAACUACGAGUACGAGAGACGAUCAAAAAAGAACUAGAGGAAAAUGAACUACGAGGACUAGAGACGAUCAAAAAAGAACUAGAGAAGAGAGAAAGUGAAGAAUAUAAUAAAAAUAUGUGA
This is a messenger RNA of Racocetra fulgida, 591 nucleotides long. The record is from the annotation of a GenBank genome assembly. NCBI's taxonomy places the organism in Eukaryota, Fungi, Glomeromycota, Glomeromycetes, Diversisporales, Gigasporaceae.